AUGCCAAACGCCGAAGAGAUAACCGAGAGCCAACAAGUCGAAAAGACAGAUGGCAAUGAGGAUCUCUACGAAAAGGCGCACGCUCCAGUGUACGAUCCAGGCAGUAACGACGACCUGGUGCUAAAGUACGACAAGGAAGGAAACAUUAUAACGGAAGAUGAAAAAGGAUCUCCAAAACUGCUAAAUCCUUCAACACUUGUAGAAAUUACUCCAGAGGAAGGAGAAGGAGAGGGGGAAAAGAGUAGCGAACAGCGACAGCCGGAAGAAGAAGCAAGAAUAAGAAGGAGGGAAGAGAUACACUCCUGGUUAAUUUUAGGUGUAACGCUAGUCGUAACUAUCGGAUUGGUUGCAGUGUUCUACAAACACUUUAAAAAAAGGUACGAGAUAUACGCCAACAUAGCCGAUGGAAGCAACAACUAG
Theileria equi strain WA is the source of this 420-nucleotide messenger RNA. RefSeq lists its product as hypothetical. Bases 1 to 420 code for a protein of 139 amino acids. The record is from RefSeq and is a predicted model, not a curated record. The transcript has a single exon. Lineage: Eukaryota; Apicomplexa; Aconoidasida; Piroplasmida; Theileriidae.